Molecule: messenger RNA, 1084 nt
Organism: Dicrocoelium dendriticum
Lineage: Eukaryota; Metazoa; Platyhelminthes; Trematoda; Plagiorchiida; Dicrocoeliidae
Source: the annotation of a GenBank genome assembly
GACGCCUGUCACACUGAAUGGAUUCGGAAGUAGACUAUGCCUACAUUUACAAAAUGAUCAACAUGGCCGUAAAAAAGAGUAUUUUCCGAAAGCCUGAUCUGGAUGAUCCCGGUGGAGAUUUUGGUAAUUGAUUUCAAAGUGGCGGAUUCAGUGUACUUCACAGCCUGUUUAGCAAAAAGUUUACUCAACCAGAAUUGUCCUGAUUUGACCGCCGUAUUUUUGUUAGGCAAAGCAAGAUCCGAGGGUGGCACAAACAAUGUACUGGCCGAAGCAUCGACUCUUAUCACUGCGUCUGAACAUUUUGUGCAAGCCGAGGAUGAUUUAGAUCAACUUAAUGCCAUCAGUUUUGAGGACAAUAUCGAUUGCUCUACUGUGUGCCUCCUAAGAGCAGCCAGAAUAUAUGAAAGCCAAGAGCUAUUCACCUUGGCUGCGAAUGUUUUCACCUUGCUGUCAGUUACGCUUAUGCAUCGCCGCAAGUGGGGAGAAGCAUUAUUUUACCUUCAGCGCAGUGCGGAAAUUGUAUCCCGCGAUUUAUUGUGCUCCCUUACAAUACUGCGCAAAAUGAUCACUUGUCAAUUACACUUGCGUGAUUGGCCAGGUGCUCUAAACACCUGCAUUCAACUACAACUUUCGCUUGAAGAAGCCGGGGUCACCAACAACGCUUGUGCGAACGAACUUCGUUCUCAGUUCUGGACAGGUUCCGAGAUUCUACGCGUCUGUCUGAUUCUCUUGACUGUCCCUCCUCGGCGGCUCACAGAAGCACCUGAAUCCAAGUACUCUUUGAGCGCUUAUCAACUUGAUUUUUCCGGUACACCUGACCAUCUAUGUGAAGAAGUCUUUGUACACCUGCAGUCCUUAGUGCUAGCCCAUGAAGCUGGAGACGUCGUUGAGGUUGAGGCUUCCCUGAAUGCUUUGCAAUCAUUUGCGGAUCCUGACCAAAUAGAAUUGUUUUAUCCCAUUAUCAGUGAGCUUGGAGGUCCAUCCGCAGAACCCUCCUGAUGGCUGUGAACGCAGGCGUAUCAACCAUCGAUUAUUUGUGAUAUUCUCAAACUCGUGUUUUCAAUAAAUGAUCUCUUUUGACCUU